AUGUCUGAGGAGCAAAGAGGCGACGAAGAGGGAAUUACUUUGACGAUGGACGAAGACAUCGACUUGGAGGAGGCGGCCCCAAGGAUGAUUUCGGCGACAACCCAGGUGACGUCAGAGACCUUGGAUAACCCAAUUGCGCGUACCCUGGAACAAUUAUUGGGAUCGGAGUUAAAAUCCCAAAUCGAAAAGGCGGUAAAAAGGCAGGCGGCACUAAUUUUAGGCGAAAUUACUGAUACCCAGGCGGCGGGUACAGAGGGGGCGGAGGUAACCUUACGCAAUAGGAUAGCUGAGAUGGGCGCGUCGGCACAGCAAUCGCCGGCGACAGGCUCUGAUUGUUCUACAGUGCGGAGCUGGAAAAUUGGAGCCGAAAUUGUCGACUAUUUUGACCCAGAUGAUGCUGAUUGCAAUAUCGAGAGGUGGCUCGCAAAAAUUGACCAGCUGGGGCAAGUUCACGGGUGGUCAGAAUUGGAAAAGGCGGGCAUUAUGCAAUCACGAUUGAUGGGGGCGGCGAAAGCAUGGUUUAAUCAUUUAGGCGAAUACAAUUUGACUUGGGAUUCUUGGAAGGCGAGACUCCGAAUGGCGUUUCCUCGGCGACAGGACUUUGCCAUUACUCUCGAAGAAUUGGUACAGCGUCAAAAGUUACCAGGCGAGGUUAUGACGAAGUACUAUCACGAGAAGUUGGCGCUAUGUGACAGAGUCGGCAUUUCUGGCGAGAAUGCUGUCGCUGUGAUCAUAAGGGGGCUGCCAAAGGAACUUCGUGCAAAUGCAUACGCGACUAGAAGUACCACCCCAGAGGCGCUGUAUAACAACUUUCUUGUGGGACUGGAAUUUUAUGAAUAUCAUGGGGCGACGGCAAAGGCUGAAGUGCUGACGCGGCGUGAGUCAACCUCCUCCGGCCAGGCAAUGAAAAUCGGACCAACCAGUGGCAACAACAAAGGCGAAGUCCGCAUUAAUUCGCUGUUUUUCAACUGUCAGCGAUACGGUACCCACAAGAGUCGAGAGUGUCCUUACGAGAGGAGGGAGAGAUGUCGAAAAUGUGGGAGACCAGGACAUGAGGCGUCAACCUGUAACCCCCAAGUAGACUCCACGGCGGUGAAAGGCGCGAACCCACAGGUGAGAAUUUUACAAUUAGGGCUAGAGAACACUUAUAAAAAGAUGGGUACGGCAUACGGUGCGCAAAUUCGUGUUUAUAUUGACACCGGGAGUGAGCACAACAUUUUGGCGUGGUCUUGGGCGCAAGGGCGUAAUUUAAACAUAAAACCAGGCGAAUGGAUACUACAGGGGUUUGCAGGCGGGCAAGGUGUAGCGAUUGGCGAGGCGACAUUUGACAUUAAGGUUGAUGAGGUAACAUUGAGUAUCACGGCGUUGAUAACCAAGUGUGAUCUCGGGCGAAUCGAGCUCAUCUUGGGUCAACCAGCAAUUAGUACCUCCGGCGUAGCACUUGUAGUGAGAGGCGAUAAAGCAUGCGUUAUCAGGGACGAAGAUCUUUUCGAAGUUUUUAAGAACUUAACCUUGGAGACGGACCGACCAAGGCCACGAAUCCUCGUGAAGGAGGAUACAGUUAUCCCGGCGGGGUUGUCACUCCAAAUGGGCGUUACAAUAACUGAUUGUGAAAUAGGCGAAAUAGUUUCAAUGGCUCCUGUGACGUUUCAAAGCAAGGACGACAUGGUGGCGAUACCCGGUGGCGUGUUAAAAUGCCGAGACGACAACAAAAUCCUCAUCACAAAUCUUGCACCCAGAACACUGGUUUGGAAGGCUGGACGAUUAGUGACAAAGGCGGAGAGGUGCAAAGAAAGAGUUCCGGUGACAAAAGUCAUGAACAUUCAGCAGGUGAGCGCAUGUUUUGACUUAUCUAGUGUCACUGUAGGCGAAAUAGGUGAUUAUUAUAAACAACAGCUAUUUGACUUAUUGCGUUCUAUGUCGUGUUGUUUUUCGGCGAAUAAUGAGGAUCUAGGUUUAACUCAGUUAGGGUCCAUGUCGAUAAAUCUAACAACAGACAUUCCUGUGUAUUAUCGUCCAUACAGAUUGUCACAUUCAGAACGAGCAGUGGUUCGACAAAAGGUGCAGAGUCUGCUUGACGGCGAUGUCAUCAGAGAAUCUAAUUCAAACUAUGCGAGUCCUAUUUUGUUGGUCCCUAAGAAAACAGGCGAAAUGCGUCUCUGUGUUGAUUAUAGGGCACUAAAUGCAAUUACGGUGAAAGAUAGGUACCCUUUGCCACUGAUUGCGGAUCAGUUGGAUCGGUUGUCGGGAAACCGAUACUUUACAUCCUUGGACUUGGCGCAAGGAUAUCAUCAGGUACCAAUGCAUUCUGAUUCAAUUCACAAAACAGCUUUUGUAACACCUGAUGGACAUUAUGAAUACUUGCGAGUUCCAUUCGGGUUGGCAAAUUCUCCGGCGGUAUUUCAGAGAAUUAUCAACCAAAUGUUGGGCAACAUGCGACACGAUCAGGUCUUGGCUUACAUGGAUGAUCUUCUGAUACCUUCAGUAGAUGUAGCGACGGGGUUAGAGCUACUUCGAAAGGUGUUGGAACUAAUUAGAGAUGCAGGCGUGAAAUUGAAAGUGGCGAAAUGCAGUUUCCUUCAAGAGAAGAUCGAUUAUUUAGGCCAUGAGAUCAGCGUUGAAGGCAUACGACCUGGUCAACGCAAAGUGGAUGCAGUUCUAAAGUUCCCAGAACCCUCAGACGUACAUAGUGUUAGACAGUUUAUGGGUUUAGCUAGUUACUUCAGAAAAUUCAUUCGGAAUUUUGCCCUGUUGGCGAAACCUUUGACAAAUCUCACGAAAAAGGACGUGGAGUGGCGAUGGGGAGAAGAGCAGCAGGACGCUUUCCAGAGACUUCGUCACUUGUUGUCUGAGAGACCGGUUUUGGCAGCUUACAACAGCAGUUUUUCGACAGAGUUGCAUACAGAUGCAAGCAAAAUUGGCGUGGGAGGAAUUCUGCUACAGAGACAAUCAGAUGGUGAGCUAAAGCCAGUUUUCUACUUCAGUAGAACUACCACACCUCAGGAACAGGUAUAUCAUAGCUAUGAGUUAGAAACCUUGGCGGUGGUAGAGUCAAUUAAACGUUUUCGGGUGUAUUUGCUGGGUGUACAAUUUAAAGUUGUAACUGAUUGUUCAGCGGUAAGAGCAACUUUCUUAAAGAAAGACUUGGUCCCUCGAAUAGCUCGGUGGUGGCUAGCAAUCCAAGAGUAUGGCAUGACAGUAGAAUAUAGGCCGGGCGUACGGAUGCAGCACGUUGAUGCUUUAAGUCGAAAUCCUGUUCAGAUUUCUAUCGUUCAUGCAGAUGAGGCGGAUUGGUUUCUUACAGUUCAAUUACAAGACCCCAAAGCCCAGGAGCUGGUCACUGUAUUGACAACCGGCGUAACACCGCGAGAUGUAAAGGCGGUGUACAAAGUGAAAAAUGGGCGUCUGUAUAGAAUAACACCAAACGGCGACAGACUUUAUGUUUUUAUGCUCACAAACACCACGAUGAAAUAGGACAUCCUG
Molecule: messenger RNA, 3483 nt
Organism: Tribolium castaneum (red flour beetle)
Lineage: Eukaryota; Metazoa; Arthropoda; Insecta; Coleoptera; Tenebrionidae
Exons: 1
Coding region: 1-3474 (1157 amino acids)
Molecular function (GO): nucleic acid binding; zinc ion binding
Source: RefSeq, a predicted model, not a curated record